AUGACUGCCUUUUCAAAUUGGAAUUCAAGUUCAACUCGUUCGAAAGGGGUUUUCACCCCCACAAAAUGCGCCGAGAUUUCGCGGGCCCACCAGCUGUUUGCCGAAAUGCGCCCCUGGAUCGCGGUCACGUGGAACGCCGUGAUUUCUUGGUACCUGAAGGCCCUUGAAUCGUCCACUGUUUUUUCCCUGAUUGUUGAGAUACCGAGAGAGGAUAUUCCCAUGAAAGCUAUUCGGGCUGUCAGUGCGCAGCUGGAAGACAAUAGGCUUGGGGCUCAAGCGCACGGGCUGAGCUUGAAAUGGGGCCUCGAGUUGAAUGUUGUGGUGGGCAGAAGUGCGAUCGACAUGGAGGGGAAAUUCAUUCCGCUGUUUAUGUGUCAGACCACUUUACUCGUAGUGUACUUGGAUUGUGGCUGUAGCCUGGCCAAGCUUCAUAGAAUUUGCUCGGCUGUCACCAAAUGGGAUCAAAUCACGUGGAAUUUGAGCAUCGCUGGAUUUUCUAACCUGGCUGCUGCUGAGGUGGCGCUUGCGUGUUUUUCUCCAGCUAGGAGAGUGUUUGACUCGGAAUUUUGCUAUUUGGUACUUAUAUACAUGCAAAUUGGUUGCUCCUUGCCUUUUGUUUGGUAA
Messenger RNA from Striga asiatica, 624 nucleotides. Lineage: Eukaryota; Viridiplantae; Streptophyta; Magnoliopsida; Lamiales; Orobanchaceae. The record is from the annotation of a GenBank genome assembly.